Oikopleura dioica is the source of this 675-nucleotide messenger RNA. The record is from the annotation of a GenBank genome assembly. NCBI's taxonomy places the organism in Eukaryota, Metazoa, Chordata, Appendicularia, Copelata, Oikopleuridae.
AUGGAAGAGCUUUUGGAGCACGAAAUCCAGUGGAGAUAUUUAAUCAACUUGUGCGGCGAGGAUUUCCCGCUGAAAACAAACUCUGAAAUCGUCGAUCACCUCAAGUCGAUUUAUCCAAAAAACUCGAUCAACCAAUAUCCGAUGCCGGAGAACAAACUCAAGCGCUACAAAUAUCACUGGUCAAUCAGAAGACAGUUUUUUCACGAAUACAAGUACGUCCCGCAAAUUACUUUUUGGCGAAAAUCCCCGCCGCCGAACAAUGUGCAAAUCUUUGGCGGACUCGCGUACUUGAUGGUGACAAGGGAGUUUGUAAGUUGGAUGAUGGAGGAUGAAGAAGUGAAGCAGCUGAUUGAGUGGUCCAAAGAUACGUUUUCGCCGGAUGAAUUUGUCUGGGCUUCGAUUGUUGCGAUGGAACGCGCCCCAGGCGGAAGAACGGGAAAUUCAAAGGAAUGGUCUCGUCUUAUUUUAUGGACAAAUGGAGGAUCGCUCCCUCAGUGUCAAGGACACGCCCGGCGCGGAGUUUGCGUUUUUGGAAGUGGCGAUCUUGCUUGGAUCACAAGUCGGCCUCACAUGUUUGCAAACAAGUUUGAUGAUCAGGAUGAUUUUGCGAUUCAAUGCUUGGAAGAAGAAUUGAAAAGGAGAAACGAUGAUCGCGAACUGGUGAAAAACAGCUAG